AUGGGCAGACACCAGUACAGUCGGUUACCAGAGUCCCGCGAUAAUAUUGCGCUCGCAUGCGGUUCAUCUCUGCGGGUGCACUUUAAGAACACGCGAGAGACUGCAGCUGCGAUCAAGGGCAUGCGUUUGGAACGAGCGAAAACUUACCUGCAGAACGUGAUCGCGAAGAAGGAGAUCGUGCCGUUUGUGCGCUACCGCUACGGCGUUGGGCGGAAGGCUCAGGUGAAGCAGUGGGGCAUUCUUGGCGCCUCGGGUCGAUGGCCUAAGAAGAGCUGCGAGAUCCUCCUGGAUUUGCUACGCAACGCCGAGGAAAACGCCAAAGCCAAGGGACUCGACACGGAUACCUUGGUAAUUCGGCAUAUUCAAGUCAAUCAGGCCAUGAAGGGAAGGCGAAGAACAUACAGGGCGCACGGUAGAAUCACAGCGUAUAAGAGCAACCCGUGUCACGUCGAGUUGUGGCUGCAGCCAAAACAGCAGGAACCUGUUCCAAAGGCGUCCGAGACGGGUAUCGUUCUACGAGCGGACGGUCGCAGUCUCCGCAGUGCGGUUCGGGGCCGGCGUCUCGCGGACGGAGCAACAGCCGCUCGCACGUAA
Molecule: messenger RNA, 594 nt
Organism: Cyanidioschyzon merolae strain 10D
Lineage: Eukaryota; Rhodophyta; Bangiophyceae; Cyanidiales; Cyanidiaceae
Product: 60S ribosomal protein L17
Exons: 1
Coding region: 1-594 (197 amino acids)
Biological process (GO): cytoplasmic translation
Cellular component (GO): cytosolic large ribosomal subunit; ribosome
Molecular function (GO): structural constituent of ribosome
Source: RefSeq, a predicted model, not a curated record